AUGGGUGACCCGAAAAAUUCCCAUUUUGGUUAUGAUGUAUCCAUGUUUUUCUGGAAGCUCAUCGUCAAUAUCUUCUUCCGUGAAAUACGACCCAGAGGUGCUUUCAAUAUCCCGUCCGAUGGACCGGUGAUAUUUGUCGGUGCCCCCCAUGCCAAUCAGAUGCUCGACCCCCUCCUUCUCAGCAUACACGUAUACAAAGAGACCGGACGACACGUACAAUUCCUAACUGCCGCGAAGAGUUUGCAGAGAACAUUCGUAGGGGCAUUCAGUAGGCUCAUGGAGAGCAUCCCGGUAGUCCGAGCCGCUGAUAAUGCAAAAGCCGGAAUAGGGACCGUUUAUCUAAGCGAAACGGACUCUUGUCUAGUGUUCGGAAUCGACACGAAAUUUACCCAAGAAUUCGCGCCUAGGAUGCAGAUUCAACUGGGAAAAGUCGCAAAAUAUGCAGCUGCCGAGGUUAUUGAAGUCGUAUCGGAUACGGAAUUGCGAAUCAGGCAGGAAUUCAAGGUUGCCAAUGACUCGGGGAACGAUACUAGUACCACGUUGCUGAGAGACAAAGUUGCGGCAUUGCGUUCGGCUGGUAAUGAGGGUGGAUUGGAGUUCAAGACGGUUCCCUACAUCAACCAGCAGGAAAUGUACCGCUACGUGUAUGACCGCCUUAGACAUGGAGGCAGUCUCGGUAUAUUUCCUGAAGGAGGCAGCCAUGAUCGAACAGACCUCCUCCCACUUAAAGCAGGCGUAUCAGUAAUGGCUUUAGGCGCAAUGGCCAACGAUCCCGCUUGUCGAAUCAAAAUAGUCCCAGUGGGACUCUCGUAUUUUCAUCCCCACAAGUUCCGGUCUCGCGCUGUCGUCGAAUUUGGGUCGGUAAUGGACGUUCCUAUGGAGCUGGUGGAGAUGUAUAAACAAGGCGGAAGUCAGAAACGAGAGGCCGUGUCGAAAUUUUUAGAUCUUAUAUACGAUGCGUUGAAGACGGUGACGGUCAGAGCUCCAGAUUAUGAUACGUUGAUGCUCGUUCAAGCCGUACGACGUCUGUACAAAACACCUACCCAGCAUUUGACCUUAGGGCAAGUUGUUCAACUUAACCGACGGCUACUGAAUGGAUACACGCACUUCAAGGAUGAGCCUAGGAUACAAAAAUUGCGCACAGAUGUAUUAAAAUACAACCGCUCGCUGCGCGAUCUAGGGAUCCGCGACCACCAGGUUCCUCGAGUGCAGAAAGCAACAUGGAAAAUCCUGGGGUUGCUGCUAUAUCGUAUCGGUUUGCUCGUUUUCUGGACCGUCUUUGCUAUGCCUGGUACGAUUUUGAACGGGCCUGUAUUCAUUCUGGCAUCUAUCAUUUCGAAGAGAAAGGCUAAAGCGGACCUUGCCGCAUCUACCGUAAAAAUAACUGGACGGGAUGUUCUCGCGACUUGGAAAGGUCUAAUCGCGCUCGGUGUUGCGCCACUUCUUUAUCUAUUCUACGCCUUUCUCGUUGCGCUCCUCGCUAUCCGCGUUGAUGCGUCAUUCAAGUGGCGGACGUUAGCUCCGCUCAGUGUCUUUGUGGCAUUACCUUUCACGAGCUUCGCUGCUCUGAAGUUUGGUGAGGCCGGUAUGGACGUCCUUAAAUCCUUGGGACCACUGAUCACAGCGCUGAUUCCUGGUCAACAACGCUCAUUGGAUAAACUCCGAGCCACAAGGGAGAAGCUUUCCAACGAAUUGAUGGAGGUGAUACAGGAAUUAGCGCCUCGUUUGUACGAUGAUUUCGAUCCGGUCAGAGUCAACUAUAUGCGAACCAUGCCUUCCGCGAGCACGCCUCCUUCUGCGGGUACUUCCAGUCUAUGGCGGAGGAAGACUAACGUUGGUGCUGUCGAUGCACAGGGUCUUGGUCUUGUCCACCCUAUGACGUGGCUCGACGAACGGCUGUUUGGGUGGAGUGAAUAUACUACAGGUGGUCUCCAAGAAGAUGAAGUUCGUGCGGAUGAUGAAGAUGGUGAUGCGGGUGAUUACGAGGAUGUCGUUUCGAAAUAUGAUGAAUUGGUUAAGGGCAAUGAUGGUGGGCUACGAACCAACUUAUACACUGAGCUACGACAGCGACGGCUUGAUUCAGAUGCAGCUAUUACACAUGCAGGGAUCAUGGAACUAUAA
Messenger RNA from Lentinula edodes (shiitake mushroom), 2121 nucleotides. RefSeq names its product glycerol-3-phosphate O-acyltransferase. Gene Ontology annotation, cellular component: endoplasmic reticulum membrane. The transcript has 8 exons. Bases 1 to 2121 code for a protein of 706 amino acids. Gene Ontology annotation, biological process: phospholipid biosynthetic process. The record is from RefSeq and is a predicted model, not a curated record. Gene Ontology annotation, molecular function: glycerol-3-phosphate O-acyltransferase activity; glycerone-phosphate O-acyltransferase activity. NCBI's taxonomy places the organism in Eukaryota, Fungi, Basidiomycota, Agaricomycetes, Agaricales, Omphalotaceae.